AUGGCGAUCGGAUUACUUCUCCCUAUUCGAAUUGCUCAAGCAGUAUUCGCUAUCGUCGUACUGGGCUUAUCUGGAUAUGUUUCCCACUGGUACAAUACCGAUACUUUGACUGCAUCUCCUUCUCAAAUCAACUUCUUGGUCUUCGUACCUGUGUUUACCUUGAUAUCCAUUGUCUAUCUUGAAGUUGCACCCCGCUUCAUGUCAAAAGCAUCUCACCCAUACAUUCAUCUCGGAGUCGAACUCCUCAACGUUCUUUUCUACUUCGCAGGCUUCAUCGCACUCUCCGUCUUCAUCGGCAGACUUCUCUUCUGUCGUGGUUCUGUCUGUGGAGCAGCUCGUGCCGAUGCAGUUUUCGGUGCUUUCAGCUGGUUGCUCUGGAUGGGAAGUAGCGCAAUUCUCGCAUUAGAGAUGUUCAAAGGAGGAAGAUCGAAACCCUACCCAAAACCAAAUAUGGCCAUGAAGGAAACGAUGAAUCCAGUAUAA
Sclerotinia sclerotiorum 1980 UF-70 is the source of this 483-nucleotide messenger RNA. RefSeq lists its product as hypothetical. NCBI's taxonomy places the organism in Eukaryota, Fungi, Ascomycota, Leotiomycetes, Helotiales, Sclerotiniaceae. Gene Ontology annotation, cellular component: membrane. Bases 1 to 483 code for a protein of 160 amino acids. The transcript has 3 exons. The record is from RefSeq and is a predicted model, not a curated record.